UUCUGCUGAGUGGUGCUGAGGUGAUUUGCAAAUUUCUUAAAAAUGGAGUCUAUUGCUACCGAUUCUGGAAAAAUCGUCAAAAUGGAAGUAGACUAUAGCGUUACUUGUGAUGAAAAGAUACCAGAAUGUCAGAAACUGGCAAAAUCUGGAAAACUGCAUGAUGCUCUUGAUCAACUUUUGGCUCUGGAAAAACAAACAAGAACAGGGGCAGAUAUGCUUUCUACCGGUAGAGUUCUGGUCGCAAUAUGUCAGAUUUGCAGAGAAGCUAAAAAUUGGGCAGCUCUCAAUGAACAUAUCAUCUUGUUGACAAAAAGAAGGUCCCAGCUGAAACAGGCUGUAGCUAAAAUGGUCCAGGAAUGUUGCAUUUAUGUUGAUGAGACUCCUGACAAAGAGAGCAAAAUAAAACUCAUUGAUACAUUGAGGCAAGUCACAGAAGGGAAGAUAUAUGUUGAAGUUGAGAGAGCACGUUUGACACACAAACUAGCUAAAAUCAGGGAAGAAGAAGGUAACAUUCAAGAAGCAGCAAAUAUCAUACAGGAGUUGCAGGUUGAGACCUAUGGAUCAAUGGAGAAGCGUGAAAAAGUUGAACUCAUUUUGGAACAGAUGAGACUAUGUUUGGCAAAGCAGGAUUAUAUAAGAACACAAAUCAUAUCUAAGAAAAUCAAUACCAAAUUUUUUGAAGAUGAACUUGCUUCUGACUUGAAAUUGAAAUAUUAUCGCCUUAUGAUGGAUGUUGAUGAGCAUGAAGGCUCUUAUUUGGCAACCUGUAAGCAUUAUAGGGCUGUACUAAAUACUCCCAGUAUAAUGGCUGUGUCAGAAGAAAGACAAGCUGCAGCUCAAGCAGUUGUUUUGUAUCUCAUUUUGGCCCAACAUGAUAAUGAACAAGUAGAUUUGACACACAGGGUGUUGGCAGAUAAGGUGCUGGAAGAGAUUCCACUAUACAAACAGCUUUUGAAAUUAUUCACCACCCCAGAAUUGAUAAAAUGGUCUGGUCUGUGUGAGUUGUAUGAAAAACAGUUGAAAACUUCUCAAGUUUUCUCUGGCAGUGAACAAUCAGCUAAAAGAUGGAAAGACCUGAAGUCCAGAGUGGUGGAGCACAACAUCCGCGUGAUGGCCAAAUAUUACACCCGCAUCAGGAUCAACCGCAUCGCCGAAUUGUUGGACCUUUCGCCGGCAGAAACCGAAGAAUUCCUCUCGCAGAUGGUCGUCAGCAAGACGAUCCAAGCCAAGACCGACAGGCCGAACGGCGUCGUGCAUUUCCAACAGAGUAAAGACCCCAGCGACGUCCUCAACGAUUGGGCGCACGAUUUGACGCAGCUGAUGCAGUUCGUCAACAAGAUCACGCAUCUGAUCAACAAGGAAGAGUGCGUUCACAAGAACCUUCAGGCUGCUGCUUGAGAGGGAAAUAUAAUUGAUUUAUGUGAAUUAAUUCUUUUCUAUUGAAAUAUAAUUUAGUUGUAUGG
Molecule: messenger RNA, 1463 nt
Organism: Phaedon cochleariae (mustard beetle)
Lineage: Eukaryota; Metazoa; Arthropoda; Insecta; Coleoptera; Chrysomelidae
Source: the annotation of a GenBank genome assembly